AUGAUUAUCUCGAAGCAAAACCGUAGAGCAAUCCUCGAAAACCUUUUCAAGGAAGGAGUAAUCGUCGCUCAGAAGGACUACGAAAUCAAGCACGAUGAGCUCAACGUGCCUAACCUCGAGGUAAUCAAGUUGAUGCAAUCGCUCACUAGCAAGGGAUUCGUUAAGACCCAAUUCUCAUGGCAAUGGUUCUACUACACUCUCACACCAGAGGGAUUAGACUACCUCAGAGAGUUCCUCCACUUGCCUUCAGAGAUUGUACCAAACACUCACCGUAAGGCUGCUAGACCAGCAAGACCAGCACAGGUCAGACAGCAAGGAGAGGCAUUCAAGGGUGGCAGAGAUGACCGUGACUCUUACCGUCGUGCUGAUGCUAAGGAGGGUGCUGAUGCUGGCUUCCGUCCACGUUUCGGCGGUGUCGGUCGUGGUGCCCCACGUGCUUAA
Messenger RNA from Wallemia ichthyophaga EXF-994, 441 nucleotides. RefSeq names its product 40S ribosomal protein S10-B. Lineage: Eukaryota; Fungi; Basidiomycota; Wallemiomycetes; Wallemiales; Wallemiaceae. The transcript has 3 exons. The record is from RefSeq and is a predicted model, not a curated record. Gene Ontology annotation, cellular component: cytosolic small ribosomal subunit. Gene Ontology annotation, molecular function: RNA binding; structural constituent of ribosome. Bases 1 to 441 code for a protein of 146 amino acids.